This is a messenger RNA of Malassezia pachydermatis, 537 nucleotides long. Its product is annotated as hcngp-domain-containing protein. Gene Ontology annotation, cellular component: nucleus. The transcript has 2 exons. The record is from RefSeq and is a predicted model, not a curated record. Gene Ontology annotation, biological process: regulation of DNA-templated transcription. The coding region runs from base 1 to 537 and encodes 178 amino acids. Lineage: Eukaryota; Fungi; Basidiomycota; Malasseziomycetes; Malasseziales; Malasseziaceae.
AUGACUACGCCGCCCACUGGGCCAGGCGCUGACCAGGAUGACCUGCACAUUCGCGGGUGUGCCAAACGAAAAGCAGCCGCAGCCGCACCACCGCAGGAGGAGGUAGAGACUCCUCGCUGGCCUCCCACCACCAUACCUGCCCACCUUCGACCGCCACCACGUGCGUAUGAUCAAGAGGCGGAAUGGGGCUUGGGCACGGAAGUGCACACAGGUGUGGACGCCGAGCUAGCGUGCAAACUCGCCCAUUUUCACGAGCUAAAACAGAAGGGCAAGCACUUCAAUGCCACGCUCGCUCGGAACCGCGCCUUUCACAAUCCUCACAUCUAUACCAAACUGGUGGAAUGGGCGGAGCUGGACGAACAUGCGAGCAACUAUGUGCCUAUUGCCAGGGCACAAGGCGAGGUACCCUCCUGGGGUGUGACUGAUCCUGAUGUCCUCCAACAUGGCAAAGCAUCCAAACUAGCCGAGCAGCAAAAGGUGUUCACGGAGCAGAAGUUGUCGUCCCGAUCGCAUGUCGAAUUUCGGCGUGGUCGCUAA